AAAAAUAGCGAGGGAACCGCUUCGGCUUGACGGCUGGCGCUUCGCUUCGAUUGUUUGCAAGUGCUGCUUCUUGCUACUUCACAGACGCCAUCUUGUUAUAGCACGGUGCGGAACUUUAUCCAGCGGCUACUUCACUCCAGAUUUGAAAAAUGUCACGCUAUCGUGAAUGGGAUCUGUCCUGCAAAGUUUACGUUGGUAAUCUAGGCAGCAGCGCUAGUAAACAUGAGAUCGAGAGCGCCUUCAGUAAGUAUGGUCCGUUAAGAAAUGUAUGGGUGGCAAGAAACCCCCCUGGCUUCGCAUUUGUGGAGUUUGAAGAUCCAAGGGAUGCUGAAGAUGCUGUGAGAGGAUUGGAUGGGACACGAUGUUGCGGCACUAGAGUGCGAGUCGAGAUGUCCUCCGGAAGAAGUCGACGUGGUGGAGGAGGCCGCAGACCAGGUCCUCGUUAUUCCAGGUCCAGGUCGCGCAGCCCCCGUAGGAAAUCCCUUGGUCGUUACCCGAGGUCCUGGUCGAGAAGUCCGCGGAGAUCAUCGAUUAGCCGCUACUCAAGAUCGAGAUCACGCAGCCCCCGCAGGAGGUCAUUGACUCGGAGUCGCAGCCGAGACCGCCGCUCGCGUUCGGAUUCCCGUGACAGACGUUAGAUGCUAAAAGUUCGAGAGAGAAAGAGAGAUAGAUAAAGAGAGAGAAAGAGAGAAAAAUCAAGCCAGCUUAUUACUUAUGUCCCGGAGAGAAGAAAAUGAAAACAAAAAAAAAUGAAGCGAAACACUUCUUCAUAUGUAAAUAAUAAAGAUUGAUUGUUAACCACACAUAUAUGUACGCGCUCACGUUUGAAAUUUUUAAAUUACUAUGAUAAGAAUACGAUAAUUAAACCGAAUAAAAGACAUGUCAGCAGAUUUCAGGAAUUUAGUCUGUAAGCCAUAAUAUCUGUAAGUUUCAAUUAUAUAUAUGUCGUGUUUUACAUUGUGUUAUAUCGUAUUAUACAUAUAUGUCAUGUGUACACAUUCACACACUCACACAACACAUACGCUUACCUCUCUCACUUACUCACUCUUUCUCUCCAAAAAAAUAUGGAUGUGGAUUAAAUUUAUUAUUUUUUUUUUUCAGGUAGCGGAUAGAUGCAAAAUAAUAUUUGUGCAUGAAUUUAUAUACAUUUUCCAUAUUCAACUGCGCACCGAUUAUUUGUCGGUCUUGAAACGCCUUUCAGUCCUGGACUGAAAGCUCAAAGCUGGAAUCGCAGUAUCACGAAUUGGCAAGUCAACUUAAUAAUAUUGAUGCGAGGGGGGUAAUCACUCAGAAAAUAGGUAUACAUCUGGACUUCUGAGUUCAAGACUUCACCGAAUUUCAUAGACUGCCAUGGACUUCAUCGGAUUAGACGUCAGACUUUGACGGAUUUUAUUGGGCUUUGCCAGAUUUUCCGGACUUCAUCGAACUUCACGGACUGUCAUAGACGUGCAAUUUUAUUGCUAUGCCGGACUUCGACGGACUUUACCGGAUUUGACUUCAUUGAACGUCGACAGACUUUAUCAGACUUCUGACGGGUUGUACAUCAGAAUUUAAGAGUGGUUACCCCAUCGUAUUGAUGUUAAUGAGCAUUUUAAAUAUCUAUAAGAAUUUAUUGCGCCAAUAUCAAUAUCGCCAGGAUCAAAUCUUACAUUCCAUGACAGGCGUCUUAUUAAUUCGAUCAUGUAGGGAUGUCUAGGAAUAUGAAGUAUGUAUCUUUUUUAAAUGAACGAUAACAAGGACGAAAUAAGACAAGCAAUAAGAAUCGAUUCUGGCGGGAGUAAUAUAUUUUUCGCAAUAAAUUCUUUACAGGUAUUUAAGAUGCUCAUUGGCAUUAAUAUUAGACCUGUUCUUUUUAGUUAAAUUUUUUGCACGAUUCAUUUUUCCUCUUUUUCUCUUCAUUAGAGAGAAAAAGAAAUUGCUUGUCAAUUUAAUUGAUACGGUUACAGCUUUAGUUUAGAAAUGUGUUUCAAAAUCGACAAAUAAUUGGCGCGCAUGAAUGGAAAAUGUAUACAAACACAAAAAUUGUAUUAUAUCCGCUGUGAUCGAAUAUUAUACAGACUUAUUACAUUGUAUCACAUAUCAAUAUACUUAUUUUUUUAAAUCUUUUUUGUAAAAAAAAAUCUGGAGUUUCUAGCCAAAAACCAACGAGGUAGCUAUAUUUUUCUCUAAAAAAAAAGAAGUUCAAAUUCAGAACGGUCAGCUAACGGUCGGAGAGCCAAAGAUUCGUUCAGAAAUCGGAUCAAAGGAUCGGAGACGGUAACCGUGAUUCACACCCAUAUUUUUUUUAGAGUACACAAAUAAUUGAUUAAUUACAAUGAACCAGCAAAACAUUUUAGAGUUAUGAGGCAUAGUGUUAGGAUUUUGAAUUUACGUAUAACACUUGCUAGUACUAACAUAUAAUGGCUUUCGAUUAGUUAGUAUUAAUAAUUAUGUACAGAUGGAAAUGUGUCGCUAUUACGACAUCGUUGAGAAGCAAAAAUGUAUCAAUGAGUAAUGAUGUCCCCUUUCAUCUUAUAGUUUGUUCAUGUGUGCACAUACAGAAAUGAAUUUGUAUUUUGAUGCAAUAGAUGCGGACGAGCGCGGUCGUCAUUGGUAACCAACUCAUGGAUGGCGUGUUCGUUUGCACUAUCUUACACGAAAGCCCAAACUCGUGUUUGCUUCUCAGUGUACCUUCUUUACGUGUGUACAAGUAACAAAAAUUCUUUUUUCUUCUCAUUAAAACAAUUCAUGAUAUAUUCAUGAUAAUAAUUAUAAAUAUUAUACGAUUAUUGAUUAAAAAACUUUUGGUAAUUCAAUGUUUUUGAUGGAAGGAUGAGAAGAGUGUAAGAAUUUUUGUUUUGUAAAAAAGUUUGUAUUGGCUUUGUGUUUUUGAUUGUAUAAGACCACAAAUAAACUUGUGAAUGAUAAUAAAUAAAGGUGUCAAAUUUGAUCAAA
Messenger RNA from Wasmannia auropunctata (little fire ant), 2934 nucleotides. RefSeq names its product RNA-binding protein 1 (gene Rbp1). Gene Ontology annotation, biological process: mRNA splicing, via spliceosome. The record is from RefSeq and is a predicted model, not a curated record. NCBI's taxonomy places the organism in Eukaryota, Metazoa, Arthropoda, Insecta, Hymenoptera, Formicidae. Gene Ontology annotation, cellular component: nuclear speck. The transcript has 7 exons. The coding region runs from base 150 to 638 and encodes 162 amino acids. Gene Ontology annotation, molecular function: RNA binding.